Gasterosteus aculeatus aculeatus (three-spined stickleback) is the source of this 1654-nucleotide messenger RNA. Its product is annotated as phosphatidylinositol 5-phosphate 4-kinase type-2 beta. Gene Ontology annotation, cellular component: plasma membrane. Gene Ontology annotation, molecular function: 1-phosphatidylinositol-4-phosphate 5-kinase activity; 1-phosphatidylinositol-5-phosphate 4-kinase activity. Gene Ontology annotation, biological process: phosphatidylinositol phosphate biosynthetic process. The record is from RefSeq and is a predicted model, not a curated record. Lineage: Eukaryota; Metazoa; Chordata; Actinopteri; Perciformes; Gasterosteidae.
GGGAGGGGGGGUGGGAGAGGCGCAGUCCGGCGGGCGUUCACCAUUCCGGGUUGUUGUUGUUUUUUUGUUUUGUUUUUAAAGAGAGAGUUCAGCGCUGUGGCCCGAUGACCGGCUAGCUGCUCUCUGGACUCCACCGCGGCCUGCUCGGGAGGAGGAAGGGUGGUGACGGCGCAAAAUGCUCUACCGCUGACUCCCAAUAAGACCAGAGGCUCGCUGCGAGUCAAGACGACGAGCAAGAUGCACUUAUAGACCCUUUUUUGUUCUUCUUCAAAAAAAAACGCCCCCUUUAGCUUUUAGCUCUUUCUUGUGUGCGGUGAGGCUGUGUGAGCGCUGUCUCGCGGACCCCUACAAAUUCUCAGCCGGAGACAUGUCAUCCAACUGCACGAGCGCGGCGCCUGUCAGCGCUAGCAAAACCAAGACGAAAAAGAAGCAUUUUAUAGGACAGAAAGUGAAAUUAUUCCGUGCGAGCGAGCCCAUCCUCAGCAUUUUAAUGUGGGGGGUCAACCACACGAUUAACGAGUUAAGUAAUGUGCCUGUACCAGUAAUGCUGAUGCCAGAUGACUUUAAAGCCUACAGUAAGAUCAAAGUGGACAACCACCUAUUUAACAAAGAAAACCUGCCUAGUCGCUUUAAGUUCAAAGAGUACUGCCCCAUGGUGUUCAGAAACCUGAGGGAGCGGUUCUGCAUCGAUGACCAGGACUACCAGAACUCUCUAACGAGGAGCGCCCCGCUCAACAGCGAUUCCCAGGGUCGCUUCGGCAACCGCUUCCUGUCCAGCUACGACCACCGCUUUGUUAUUAAAACAGUGUCCAGCGAGGAUAUCGCUGAGAUGCACAACAUCCUAAAGAAAUAUCACCAGUUUAUAGUGGAGUGUCAUGGCAACACGCUGCUGCCGCAGUUCCUGGGCAUGUACAGGCUAACAGUGGACGGGGUAGAAACGUACAUGGUGGUGACCCGGAAUGUUUUCAGCCACCGCCUCACCGUGCACCGCAAAUAUGACCUGAAGGGUUCUACGGUCUCGAGGGAAGCCAGUGACAAGGAGAAGGCAAAAGAACUCCCAACUUUUAAAGACAACGACUUCUUGAAUGAAGGCCAGAAGCUGCCGAUAGGAGACGACAACAAGAAAUACUUUUUGGAGAAGCUAAAACAUGAUGUAGAGUUCCUGGCCACCCUAAAGAUCAUGGACUACAGUCUCCUGGUGGGAAUCCAUGAUGUGGAGCGGGCAGAGCAGGAGGAGAUGGAUGUGGAGGGCGUGGGGGAGGAGGAGGAGUACGAGAACGACGGGAUGGGCGGAGGCGUUCUCACCGGCUCGUUCGGCACGCCCCCCGACAGCCCCGGAAACCCUCUCAACUGUGGAGGAUUCUUUGGCCCCGGGGAGUUCGACCCCUCUGUGGACGUUUACGCAAUCAAGAGCCAAGACGGUGUUGUGAAGAAGGAGGUGUACUUCAUGGCUAUCAUCGACAUCCUCACACACUAUGACGCAAAGAAAAAGGCUGCACAUGCUGCCAAAACUGUGAAACACGGGGCGGGGGCAGAAAUAUCGACGGUGAACCCAGAGCAGUACUCGAAACGAUUCUACGAGUUCAUGUCCAACAUCUUAUCAUAGACUCCACGCACUUAUUUCUCUUCUCUCUCCCCUCAGGGGGAGGUUCAC